Messenger RNA from Pangasianodon hypophthalmus (striped catfish), 3889 nucleotides. It is a transcript of the gene sprtn, whose product is annotated as SprT-like N-terminal domain. NCBI's taxonomy places the organism in Eukaryota, Metazoa, Chordata, Actinopteri, Siluriformes, Pangasiidae. Gene Ontology annotation, cellular component: nucleus. The transcript is spliced from 5 exons. The coding region runs from base 332 to 2293 and encodes 653 amino acids. Gene Ontology annotation, biological process: DNA repair. Gene Ontology annotation, molecular function: metalloendopeptidase activity; polyubiquitin modification-dependent protein binding; single-stranded DNA binding. The record is from RefSeq and is a predicted model, not a curated record.
GCACUUGCUAUGACGCUAUCAAAGGGUGAGCCCUCGAGUGGUCGAGUUUAAAAAACGAACAUUUGGAACAAAACAGGAAGAGUGAACGUUAAACGUUAAGCGGUUUGUUAAGAGUUUUUUUUUUAAUUCAAUUCAAAUUUCUCAACAACUUUGAAUACAUAAUGGUUCGUAUAUGAGUUAUGAGUAGCUAAAGUUAAUUUUGAGCUAAGUAUAAUUUUAGGUAAUGAGUAAAUAUGAGGUUAGAAGGGUUUAAAUGAAAAAAAAAAGAAGAAGAAGAAGACCAGCCAGGCUAACUAGCUAAUAUAGCUGUUUAGUGAAAACAGCAGGUAAAAUGGCGGAUGAGGAUUUCCUGCUGGCUCUGCAGCUACAGGAACAGUUUGAUAACGAGGUCUCGGCUUCUGUAUGGAGCGACGACAACAGUGACAGCUAUCCUCUGAGCAAAAAGCGGAAAGUAGAGGCUUCUGAAUGGAGUGUGGGGUCGUAUUCCCGGCCUGUCCAGCCUGAAAGGCCGCUGUCUAUAGUGGACGAGUCGUGGGAGAUGCUGGACCCGAAUCCGGAUGUUAGAGCCAUGUUCCUGCAGUUCAACGACAUGUUCUUCUGGGGGAAACUCAGUGGGGUUGAGGUCAAAUGGAGCCCUAGGAUGACACUGUGCGCCGGUGUGUGCUCGUACGAAGGCAGAGGAGGUCUGUGUUCAAUCCGUCUCAGCGAACCUCUUCUAAAACUCAGACCUCGUAAAGAUCUUGUGGAGACGCUCCUGCACGAGAUGAUCCACGCCCUGCUGUUCGUGACGCAGAACAACCGAGACCGGGAAGGACACGGGCCGGAGUUCUGCAAACACAUGAACCGGAUAAAUCAAGCCAGCGGAACGAAAAUCUCGAUUUAUCACUCCUUCCACGACGAGGUGGACGUGUACCGGCAGCACUGGUGGCGCUGUAACGGCCCGUGUCAGAACCGCAGGCCCUACUUCGGCUACGUGAAGAGAGCGAUGAACCGAGCGCCGUCAGAUAAAGACCCGUGGUGGGAGGACCACCGGAGAACGUGCGGAGGAACGUUCACCAAGAUCAAAGAGCCAGAGAAUUAUGGGAAGAAGGGGAAGAGCGAGGAGAAGAAGGACAAGAAGGACAAGAAUGCCUCGAAGAAGCCUGGGGACAAAAGCACUGCAGGCUCAGGGUGUCAGGACAUCAGGAACAUCAUCCCGUUCAGCGGGAGAGGUUUCAUUCUUGGUGGGAGCGCACAGCCGUCAGCAUCCGUACAGAAACCGCCCAUCCAAAGUCCCACCCACUCGCCAAAACCUCUACAGGAACCAGCGCUUACGUCACCCGCUGACCUCAGAUCACCCCACAGCGUCACCACCGCUCUCGCGAAAAGGUCUGUCAGCAACCACAAAGCCUUUGUCAACAUCAACGGCUCUCCUGUGAGAGUCACCAAAGCCAACGGCAGCUUGGUGAGACCGAAACAGAGGACAGUGCAGGAUCUGUUCCAAAACAAAAACCUGAAAUCUCCCGAGAAAACAAAUCCGACAGAACUAAAGCAAGUUUCUCAUACACCAGUAUUAGAUAAUGCCUUAAAUCUAAACUCUGCUAAAACUAGCCUGGUUAAUAAGAGCUCCUCAAGUGCCUCUGCUUCUGCAGGGUCGCCCCUUUCCAAAUACUUUAGUAGCACUAAGAGUACUGGAACCGGAAUUCCAGGUCAGAUCAAACCAGAAAACGGCAUUCCAGGUUUCACAUCAGGGCAAAAGUUCCGCAAAAGUUCUGCAGCUGGAAUCUCAGGUUCAGGUUCUACAUCUCAGAUCAGUUCUAGCUCUACAAGUGCCAUCAAAUCAGAAUACGGUGCUCCAAGCUCCAAUUUAAAACACUUUGAAAGCCAGAAAAGUUCUGAAACUGGAGCAUCAGCAGCGUCCAGCAUUCCAAGCUCCAAUCUGAGACUCGCGGGAAGUCCGGAGAAAUCCGGGUCGCUUUUUCCGACACCCACCACCAGAAGCCCGCACAAACCAGGCACCUCUGCUGGAGGGAGGAAAAGAUGGCGGGAGGACUGGAAUUCUACACACAUCUUUGAUUACUUCCAGCGAGUCAGCAACUCGCCUGCAUCUCCCUCCUCCUCCUCUUCCUCCUCCUCCUCGUUCUCCAGGGUGCAUAGAGAGGAGGGACCCGGUGCGGAAGUGCCCUCUGCAGGGGCAUCAGGAGUGGGUGUUACCCUCCUCAGCUCUACUGCCCUCACUGUGACCUGCCCCGUGUGCCAGAGCAAAGUGCUGGAGUCCCAAAUUAACCAGCAUCUAGACUCCUGUCUCAUGUGACGAUAAUAGAAAAGCAUAAUGAAUAUUGUGUGUGUGUGUGUGUGUGUGUGUGUGAGAGAGAGAGACUAAGCAUGUUUGUUUGCAAAGAUCCUGAUUUCAGCAUCCUUGCUCAACAAGGGGCGGGGCUUAAAUUACACAUUUGAUCACUCAGUAGUUUCUGUAACGCUUGCUUAAUAGAGAACUGGCUGGUCAGAUAGAUACUGCUGGAGAGGUAAUGUUAAUAAGUUAGCUAGUUAAGGGCAUAGCUAUGGUCACGUUUUGCGAUUGGCUGAUUAAAUUGCACUCAAGCUCCGCCCUCGUUGACUCACAAAGUCAGGACAUGCUAAAGAUUUGUAAGUUUUAACUUUAAAAGCAGUGUGUGUGUGUAUGUGUGUGUCGUAACACGGGCAGGACUGCUGUAUGUUUGGAUAAACACAGACGUCAAUCUCAGGUACAGCUUUUCUCGGGAACACUAGUUUUAUUUAAAAACUGACAUUCAAUCGCAGCUCUUGGGGCGAUUUCACACUAAAUCUGAAUUAGAAUGAAUUUGAUACUUUUUAAUACAUGAACCAGAAAGCGAAAAAAAAUUGUCUGAGGGUGUGUAGGGCUGAAAACGUCCUCGUCAAACUCUUUCGUUAGUCAGAAAUGCGGCGGCGUUAAAAAAUAUAACAUAUAAGUAUAAUAUAAAUGUAAUAGAAUGAAUCGUUUCCUACAGUCGAGUCGAUUCAGAGUCAAAUCGCUUUCCCACUGCAGUAGAGUUUACUUUUAAAGUUCACCCGAGUGUGGGUUCCAUUCAAACAGUGCAGAUGUGAAAAUACCAGAGACCUUUUUUGCCCCAGAGAGCAUCAUCAUCAUCAUCAUCACAGUGCGAGUGUCCUGAUUGGUCAGCAGUGCCAUGAUUGACAGCACCGAGUCAUUCGUUUACUGACCUCCCCGUCCUUGGACGCAUUUAUGCCGCUUCAGCCUUAUCGGAUUCCUCUCCAUCUGCCGUAUUCCAUACACAGGGUUCAGACUGUGAGCUCGGAUAUUUCCGUCUCGUCAUCAAUAACUCUUCUGCAUGCCGUCGACGCAGUCAGGGCGUGUUUCACGUCAGGUCCUGCAAGACGAUGCAGCUCCUUUUCAGCUCAACUCCACCCAAAACCAUUAUCACGCCUUCUUAAUAGACAAUCCAGUGAAUCAGAACAGAAAAUGGCUCCCGGGUGACACGCGAAUCACUUUUCAGGUGUGACUUUUCAGCACCGCGUUGCACAUCAGGGAAAAAUACGUGGUUCAUGACUCAUGACAGAGAUUGUUUUCCAGGUGGUUUUAGUUAUGGAAUCUUGUUAAACAAUGCAAAAGCUUUGGAUUAAGAUGUUAUGACAUUGUUCUUGUUUCCAGCAUCAUGAUAAUAGGUUUGGUUUUACAAAUAUCCAGUUUUAUCGUCUAUGUGCAGCACUUUAAAUCUGGAUGCAAUGCUUCUAAAUAUUACAUACUUUUUUUUUUUUUUUAAAAAGAAAGAAUUUUAAUAGCUACCCAAAAUCAUAACAUUAUAAUUUAUAAUGUGAGUCCAAAUGUUUACUGUUUUAGAUUUUUUUUGUACCAAGUUCAUGUUUGAAUAAAUAUUUCUUCUAACUCUAA